Jatropha curcas is the source of this 2476-nucleotide messenger RNA. NCBI's taxonomy places the organism in Eukaryota, Viridiplantae, Streptophyta, Magnoliopsida, Malpighiales, Euphorbiaceae. The record is from RefSeq and is a predicted model, not a curated record.
AUUUCUUAGAACGGCUGCGAACGUCAAAACACUCCAAGCAUUUCUAACGUAACGCGCGCAUCGAAUUCCGUGCGCAUACGUAGCGCACAUUAGCAUCUCUGACCCAUUCCGGCUCUCUCUCCAUUCCCCGCGAGUGAGAGACCAAAACACAUUUCCAUCCAAUUUCCCGUUCUUCUCUUUUUUCCGGUGCAGCAUUUUCCUUCCAAAUUCCAAUUUUACCCCUAUUACCACCUACAAUUACGAGUCUACAGUCUGCCUUAUGGCUCCGGCUUCCACCACCUCCUCCCCAGGGGCGGCGGCAGCUCGGCGUAUUAUCGGCUCUCGGAGGCGAACCAAGGCCACUCCCUUGCCGUCUCCGCCAGAGUCACCGCCGCCAAAAAAGCUAAAGCCCAUUUCGGAGAUACUUGCUAAGGCGAAGUAUGCCGUGGUGGAGCGAGCUGACUACAGCGACGUGAGCUGCGAGCAAUGUGGCUCAGGUGAACGAGCCGACGAGCUACUCUUAUGCGACAAAUGCGAUAAGGGAUUUCACAUGAAAUGCGUUAGGCCGAUCGUUGCUAGAGUCCCGAUUGGAUCGUGGUUCUGCCCUAAGUGCUCUGGACAGAGACGAGUAAGAAGGCUUUCACAGAAGAAGAUAAUUGAUUUUUUCAGGAUUCAGAAGUGUAAUCGCAAGAAAGAUAAAUGCAGCUCUCCUCAAGACACAAGAAAGCGUCGAAGGCGUUCAGGACCAUUGGUGUAUCAAAAGAAAAGGAGGAGACUCUUGCCAUUUAUUCCAUCAGAAGAUGCUGCUGAAAGGUUGAAACAAAUGGGCACCCUUGCAUCUGCCUUAACAGCAUUGCAAAUGGAGUUUAGUGAUGAACUAACCUACUUGCCUGAUAUGGCUCCUAGAGCUGCCAAUCAGGCAGAGUUUGAAGAGGGUGGCAUGCAGGUUCUUUCAAAGGAGGAUAUAGAGACACUGGAGCAGUGCAGAGCUAUGUCUAGAAGAGGCGAAUGCCCUCCUCUUUUAGUGGUUUUUGAUUCUUGUGAAGGAUUUACAGUUAAGGCAGAUAGCCAGAUAAAGGAUAUGACAUUAAUAGCAGAGUACACAGGCGAUGUGGAUUACAUUAGAAAUCGUGAACAUGACGAUUGUGAUAGUAUGAUGACCCUUCUUUUAGCAAAAGACCCAACUAAAAGCCUUGUCAUCUGCCCUGAUAAACGUGGAAAUAUUGCUCGAUUUAUCAAUGGCAUUAACAACCAUACUCCGGAUGGUAAGAAGAAGCAGAAUUGUAAAUGUGUGAGAUACAGUGUAAAUGGUGAAUGCCGGGUAUUUUUGGUUGCCACUCGUGAUAUUGCUAAAGGAGAGAGGCUAUACUAUGAUUACAAUGGAUAUGAGCAGGAAUAUCCUACCCACCAUUUUGUUUGAGAAAUUAUAGAUAGCUGUCUAACAAUCCUACAGAACUGGGAUUGGGAUCCUCAUAGAUCCUUUCUGAUUCAACAUUUAAUUUCACAGCUUAGUUAUUGUUGUUGAAGAGUCAAAACAUUUCUUCUAAUGUACUCUUGGGUCAUUUAUAGUAAUUUAUGAUUUAGAGCUGCCCUUCACGAGGCUUUCAGAAAAAUUAGAAAAGGCAAGAAUUUAGGCAUGAAAUUUUGGUAUCCUAGAAAUAUUUUUUGAAAACUGAAUCUUUUUGUAAUACAGAUUUCAAAUGAAGUCUUUCUUUCACUCACUCUAAAUGCAGUGCGUCCAAUAAGAUUGGUAGUUUUGUGUUAUCUUACAGAUUUUUCAUGACAUAUUAAUGUUCUUUUCGCUUACUCCCCCUAAAUAAGGUGACCUUUCAAUUAGAAGUGUGACAUUAACAUUUUGUUAUUAUUUGUAUUAGUUAACUCAUCUUGUAGGUUUUCUACCUCCUGUUUGUAAAAGGUUUCUAGAUUCUUCCCAUGGAAUCCAGGAGAUGUAUUUCUUUUCUGUUUUAGUUUAUGUACUCUGACUUCUCAACUUCCAUAUAAAUCAUCUUGAGAUAUUACGCUUGGCCAUGGAUAAAGUUGAAGGCAUUCUUCAAAUCGCUGAAGUUAAAGAAUGAAUUGGAAGCUGUGAGGUAUGGAUAGUUUGUGCUGCUGCAUCCAUCUGCAUCUGAAGCCAGUCAAGGAUGUUGAAGCUGACACUUCGUUAUGGGCAUUGAUUUUGAGUUAUUUUCAUGUAUCUGCUUGAGGUUACAUAUCUUUGUUACAUCAACUUGCCUGGCUGCCUUGUUUACAAGAUGAAUGAGACAGUGUUCUUAUUUCAAGAUUGCUGUUAUAUGAGGUGGUUCACCUGUUGACACGGUGCUUCGUGACAAGUAAAUGCUGCUUUCUACUGCAUCAUUGAUCCAGCUGCUUAAUUGCAGCGUUGCUGUAAAAAUUUAUAAAUUGCUUCAGAAUAUUUUCUAUAUUGAUUUGUAUCAAUACUCCUGUUCCCAAAUUUGAGAAAUGGUAUGAAAGAUAUUACUAACUUUUCUUCGAUGAC